AUGGACCUCACGCCUGAACGACAUGCUACUUCGCAACAUUUCAACUUCGCCUUGCCUUCCGAUGAGAACAGCAGCCCGCUCAGAAGUCCAAGGAGAAGCACGCGGAUGAAGAAGAACCCAUCCGUCACGCCUAAUCGCUUCAACAAGUUCUUCACUCCCAGACCUCGCAAUGCACAACGACUUUUGAAAUCGUCUAGAAGAGUCUUACAAGAUCUUUCCGCAGCCAGGCUCAACACUCGAGCUGAGAGUGCUCCUCAUCUGAAUCUACCCAUCCCCGGCGAGGGUAGCCGUCCGAACAAGAAGCGGAAGCUUUCCUUUACGUCCAUCGCAUCCAUUCCUUCUUCGCCAAUCAAGACAUAUCAUGAAAAAUCGCAUGAGCCCCAAGCUCGAGUGGAAGAUGAAGUCGCUGGGAAUGAGGAAACAUACGAAACCGAUGAGGCCAUUGAUACGACGGACGAAGAGGACGAGGAUGAAAUACUCCCGCCGAUCACUUCUCGCCCUCGACUGCUACCCUACAGAUCUACAGGUUCUUCUGCUGCCUUUCUAUCGAGACAACUAGGUGCCAGAGGGCGCAUCACAGAGACUAACGACAGCUCGUUGUGGCAGCAUGAAACGGCCCAUUUUUACAGCACUCCAGAAGACUCACGCUAUUACCACAAUUCCAUUCAACGCUUCUCGUCUCUACCAUUCUGCGUGACGAGCUUCAAGCAGAGUCCUCUGGUUGCGGUAGGAGAUGAAGACGGACAUGUACGUGUACAUCAGACUUUUGAUAACAACAAUUGCUAUAAGUAUGCCGAGAUCUUGAAAUCCUGGCGGCCUCAUGAUAACGCUGUGAUGGACUUGGAAAUCUCGGACGAUGACAAGCUCCUUGCCACCGCUUCUGGAGACCAGAUGUCUCACAUCUAUGACAUCGAAAGAGGCAUCUCGAUUUUCUUCUUUCGGGCUCAUACUGGCUCCGUGAAGAGAAUACAGUUUCAGCCAGGAUCGGGGAAUUCAGUGCUUGCAACAUGUUCAAGAGACGGUAAUGUUUUCCUCUGGGAUCUUAGAUCUCCUCAGGCCCCCAACUCUGUCCUAGGGCAGAAUUUCAACAACCUGGAUGAUGUUUGGGACACUACCAUUCAAAUGGAGCCUGUGAAUGAGAUAUACGAUGCGCAUACCUCACUGGACAAAUUGAAUCGAGCAAAGGGAAGACGGCAGCGGGCCCUUCCAAGUAGAUACGACUACGCCAUAACCACAUGCACCUUUAUUGGACAAAGUCGGCCACAUCUACUUGCAACAGCUUCGGAGAACGACGCUAUUAUCAAGCUGUGGGAUGCCCGAGUAUCAUAUGCGGAUCACUCUGGCAGACCGACGCCCGUAUCUGCAACAUUGGAACCAGACAGUCAUCAUAAUUAUCGUCAGUUUGGUGUGACUUCCAUGGGUAUGAACACUGAUGGUUCAAGACUAUAUGCCGCCUGUCGUGAUCAUACUGUUUAUGCCUACUCCACUGCGCAUCUGGUACUUGGUGGUUCACCCGACAUGUCAGCAUCAUCAACCAAACCUUCAAAAUACACUCGAACGCCGAAGCAGGGACUUGGCCCGUUGUAUGGGUUCCGUCAUCCAUCUCUUAGUAUAGCCUCCUUUUACGACAAGCUAGCUGUCAGGCCAAGCUCCCACAACAGCGACUCGUUUGGUGACACAGCCGAGAUGAUUGCUAUUGGGAGUGGACAAGAGUGUGCAGUCAUCUUCCCCACGAAUGAGCGAUACUUGACCAAAUCCGCCAUGCGGCCUCCUAUUUCCCUGGAGACAGCGGGCUCUCGAACAUCCACGAGAGCUUCCAAGGGGAUGCGAGUAUACCAUGAUGCAGCCGAUGGUCUUCCGAUCUACCAGAACGGUACUGCUCUGGUGAAUGGUCACAAAAAGGAGGUCACAGCCGUCGCCUGGACCACAAAUGGCAACCUGGUCACCGUCGCGGACGAUCACACAAGUAGAUGCUGGCGACAGGAUCCUGAGAAGGCACGAUCUCUACGGUUAAAUACAGACCGAGAGGCAGUACGACACAACAGUGGCUGGGCGCAAGUGGAUCCCGAGUUUGAUCGUGAUGAUGAUUAUUGA
This is a messenger RNA of Exophiala bonariae, 2094 nucleotides long. RefSeq lists its product as uncharacterized. Gene Ontology annotation, biological process: proteasome-mediated ubiquitin-dependent protein catabolic process. Gene Ontology annotation, cellular component: nucleus. Lineage: Eukaryota; Fungi; Ascomycota; Eurotiomycetes; Chaetothyriales; Herpotrichiellaceae. Gene Ontology annotation, molecular function: protein binding; protein-macromolecule adaptor activity. The transcript has a single exon. The coding region runs from base 1 to 2094 and encodes 697 amino acids. The record is from RefSeq and is a predicted model, not a curated record.